Stomoxys calcitrans (stable fly) is the source of this 1352-nucleotide messenger RNA. RefSeq names its product nascent polypeptide-associated complex subunit alpha (gene Nacalpha). Bases 103 to 768 code for a protein of 221 amino acids. Gene Ontology annotation, biological process: protein targeting to membrane. Gene Ontology annotation, cellular component: cytoplasm; nascent polypeptide-associated complex. Lineage: Eukaryota; Metazoa; Arthropoda; Insecta; Diptera; Muscidae. The transcript has 2 exons. The record is from RefSeq and is a predicted model, not a curated record.
UCAUAAAUUUGCAGGUCUGCCAACCAUUCGAUAAUAAAAUUCUUUUUGUCAAAUUUGUGAAUUCUUCGCGCAGGGUGAAUUUUUUUGCAGUACCACAUCAAAAUGCCAGAACUUACUGAAAUCAAGUCUGAUGCCCCCACUACCUCUACUGCUCCAGCUGCUGAAGCAAAACCCACUCAGGAUGUUCGUGUAGAAGAUGAUGCUAGUGACAGCGACUCUGAGGAUACCAUUCCCGAGUUGGAAGAUGCUGGUGCUGGUGCCACCCAAUUGGGAGGCGGUGCCACCGGUUUGCCCAUCGAUCUCGUGUCCAAGGCCAAGCAGUCUCGCGGCGAAAAGAAGGCCCGUAAGAUCAUGUUGAAAUUGGGCUUGAAGCAGAUCCAAGGUGUCAACCGUGUUACCAUUCGCAAAUCCAAGAACAUCUUGUUUGUCAUCAACAAUCCCGAUGUAUACAAGAACCCCCACAGUGACACAUACAUUGUGUUCGGUGAGGCCAAGAUCGAGGACUUGUCGCAACAGGCUCAAGUAGCUGCUGCCGAGAAAUUCAAGGCUCCCGAAGGUGCAAGUGCCGCCGAUACCAUUGGCACCACCUCGUCCGUUGCCCCCAUUGCCGAAGAAGACGAAGAGGAAGUCGAUGAGACCGGAGUUGAUGAGAAGGAUAUUGAGCUGGUUAUCAAUCAAGCCAAUACUACCCGCGCCAAGGCAAUCAAGGCCCUUAAGAAUAAUAAUAAUGACAUUGUCAAUGCCAUUAUGGAGCUGACGAUGCUUUAAACGAUAAAUUAGUGCGUGCGCCUACCCAGUCAUAAGCCUCUAUCUCUCUACGCUGAUGAUAGAGUUUAAUGGCCUGCAUUUUAAGUUUAGUACCCGCCUCAGCAAAAAACAACAACAACACGUAAUCACAUUUAAUUAAUAAUAAUACAAACGCAAAAAAAAAACAACAAAUAUUCACAAUUAUUAUUAAUUCCCUACAGACUUCUCUAAUGUUCGUAAUUUAGUAUGUUUUUCGGAAAAUUAUUCUAUUUUAAGAAAACAUCAAAUGUUGUUCGUUAAUUCAAAUCAUACAUAUAUGGAAGAAGACUUACCUCUGCUUCGUAGCGAAGGAAAGUGAAGUUUCUUUCCCUUAACUAGUGGCAACAACAAACUCUGUGGGUUUGUUUCCAAAAAAAAAACUACAUACAUAUAUACAUUUGGUAUUUAGCUUGUUUUUGAUCUAUUUAUAAUCUGUUAUAGAUGGAAAAAUGAAAAAAAUAGAAGGCAACUUUUGUCUUGAGAGGAAAAAGCAAACGAUCGAUCUUAAGUUAUUUUUAUUUCGAAAAUAAAAAGUAAAUUCAAAACAAUACAAAAUACCAAGAAAA